Messenger RNA from Yamadazyma jaroonii, 1005 nucleotides. The record is from the annotation of a GenBank genome assembly. Lineage: Eukaryota; Fungi; Ascomycota; Pichiomycetes; Serinales; Debaryomycetaceae.
AUGGUAGUAAUAGAAGAUGAUCGGUCGAAGGAUAUGUGUCCUAUUUGUAGGACAGAUAGGUACCUUUCACCUAAUAUGACAUUCCUUAUUAAUCCUGAAUGUUACCAUAAAAUAUGUGAAUCAUGUGUGGAUAGAAUAUUCUCUUUAGGUCCAGCUCCAUGCCCAUAUCCAAACUGUGGAAAGAUAUUAAGAAAAAAUAGGUUUAAGAAGCAAGUGUUUGAUGAUAUAACUAUUGAAAGAGAAGUGGAUAUACGAAAAAGAGUGACAGGUAUAUAUAAUAAAACAGAAGACGAUUUUAAUGAUUUGAAACAAUAUAAUGAAUAUCUAGAGAACAUAGAGAACAUAGUCUUCAAUCUAUCUAAUAAUAUUGAUAGUGAAGAGACCGAAAAGAAUCUAGUUGAAUAUGAAAAUGAACACAAAUUAGAAAUCUUAGAAAAGAAUAUGAGAGAAAGUGAAAAGAAUGCUGAUUUAGUUAAAUACCAAGAAGAUAUGGCCAAAUUGAAACAAGAGAAAUUGAAAUUACAACAGAAGAUGGAACAAGAAGAUAUAGAAUUCCAAAAACAACAAAAACAAGAUUUGUUAGACAAAUUAUCACAUUCCUCAGGUAAUUCUGAAGAUAUUAUUGCUCAAGCCAAUAAGAAGAUGUUAAAGAGAUCAUCAGCAAGAAAGAGACAAUUACAACAAUUGAAUGGUCAAUUGGAGAAACAGUUUGGUUCAGGAGGCACUGGGGUUGUUGAAGAAAGUGGAAAUAUGACACCUUUCACACCAUUUAAAGGUGAUAGAGAUCUUGAAAAAAGAUAUACCUUAUUAUCAAUAUCAGACAAUUUUGACAUGGAUAAGUCUGAUGGUAAACAUACCUAUUAUGAUCCAUUCGUCAAUAAUUUGGCCAAGAACAAAGAAUAUUUAGCUGGAGGUUGGAGAUUAGAAAACGUUUUCGAAAGAGCUCUUGAUGAAGCUUUUAUGGGAUUAGAGUGUUUUAUAGACAAGGAGAAACUUACAGUGUAA